Cryptotermes secundus is the source of this 1934-nucleotide messenger RNA. RefSeq names its product Bardet-Biedl syndrome 1 protein homolog (gene BBS1). The transcript has 11 exons. Gene Ontology annotation, cellular component: BBSome; centrosome; axoneme. The record is from RefSeq and is a predicted model, not a curated record. Lineage: Eukaryota; Metazoa; Arthropoda; Insecta; Blattodea; Kalotermitidae. Gene Ontology annotation, molecular function: patched binding; smoothened binding. Bases 178 to 1755 code for a protein of 525 amino acids. Gene Ontology annotation, biological process: non-motile cilium assembly; protein localization to cilium.
CAAGUAGGCAUUAAUUGCAUUUUCAAGAAAGAAAUAAGAGCCUUAUGCAAGAUUUUGUGGUAAACAGACGCGCCUUCAUAUGUAAUUAAUGGCCGUGGUUCAAAGAGAUCUUCGUAUUUUAAUUUAAUAGAGUUUAUUAUACGAUUCUGAAUUGUAACAUAACAGGAAUAGGACGCUAUGUGUUCCAGGGGUUUGAAUCCUCAGCGGUGGCUCGAUGCAUUUAAUGACCUGAAUGCAUCAAUAUAUACAUUCAGCCGGUGUAUGACGCUUGCUGAUAUAAAUUCAGAUGGAAACUAUAAGCUUGUCAUCUCCGAUCUUGGCACAGGAACUACCAAUAUCAAACUUAAGGUGUACAGAGGUACAUCCCUGAUGUCAGAGAUGACCCUGAUGGACGUUCCAACUGGUAUUGUUACUUUCCAUAUGGACAUGAAUGAGCCAAGAGUGCCUGCUAUUGCAGUCGCCUCAGGGCCAAAUAUCUUUGUCUACAAGAACAUGAGGCCCUAUUUUAAAUUUUCAAUUCCAUCCAUGACGGUGAAUCCACUGGAGCAAGAUCUGUGGCAUGAGGUUCGAAACAAACAGAUGGAAGUGGAAGUAUUCUAUGACUUGCUUAUGCUGACAUCAUACCUCAAAUUUCUAGUACAUCUGUUGAUAGUUUUGCUAUUUCAGAUGAACCUCGGAGGACAAGGGAAUCCUACAUGUGUUGGAGCUCCCAUCCAUUUGGUAGCAACAGGACUUUAUGAUGUUGAAUUCCGAGUUGCUGUAGCAUGUCGUGAUGGUUGCAUAUACCUGGUUCGUAGAGGCUGGACCCAGGCUCGCAUUCUGGUGCAGCUUCCUGCUCAAGCAGUUGCACUGGUGGUACUGCCCGAGAACAGCAGCAUUGUUACAGCACUCAUGAAUGAAACCUUCCAUGGCUACACAAAGAAGGGUAAGAAGCAAUGGGAACUUAAACUGGCAAGUGCCGCAACAGCAGUGACACCAGUACCCCUGCAUCAUCUAGGUGUCACUCUUGUUGCUGUGGCCAUUACUGGUGGCACUGUAAACUUCUACUCAGGCUGCCAAUUGAUGGAUACUAUUACAGCACCUGACACAGUGUCAGCCCUUCUGUUUGGAAGAUUUGGCCAAGAAGACCACAGCCUUGUGCUUGUCACAAUCAAUGGUCAUCUGCUAGUGAAAAUUUUGAAGAGAACAGCUCAGUUUACUGCCCAGUCGAGCGGAACAGGAAUGGUACCCCCACAGCAAAUAAAAAUGCUUGUACCAAAGAAAACAAAACUUUUUAUGGAACAAACUUUAAGAGAAAGAGAAAAUGCAGUUGCAAUGCAUGAAACAUUUCAACAUGAUUUGUUUCGGCUGAGACUGAACACAGCACGUGCAUGUGUGAAUGCUCUGCAGAGUUGCAGCAAUCCUUUCUCUACAAAUACUCAAGAGCCUCUCAAAAUGUCAGCACAGGUUUUGGGAUUGGGUCCAACAUUCAAAAUUUAUAUUACACUUGAGAAUAUGUCUUCCUCAAACCCAGUCAAAGAUCUUACAAUUACCUUUCAUUGUGAUGAUAAGUUGUAUAUAAUUGAGAAACCUUUCAUUCAGGUUCCAAUGUUAGUGCCUGGUUUAACAUACAAAUUUGAAACUGUAGCAGAAUGCAUUGCAGAGGUUGGUGUGACUGAUCAAGUGCGGAUAUUCAUUGUGAAACUGAACGAGAUACAGCCACUACUUGCUGCAGUUAUAAACAUGCCUCUCAGUGACAUGUUGACUUUGGUGUAAAACAGAAUUCAAAUUGUAUCCUGAUGAAUUUCAACGUAAGGAAAAUUGUGAUUAAAAUCUUAAGAGUAACAGUGAGCAUUCUCUGAAGUGACCUUUAACAAAGUUAAUGGGUACCGGGGGUCUUUCCCUGGGGGUAAAGCAGCAGGGAUGGAGAAGCUGACCACUCAUCUCCAACUAGU